This is a messenger RNA of Pyricularia grisea, 507 nucleotides long. RefSeq lists its product as uncharacterized. Gene Ontology annotation, molecular function: cullin family protein binding. Gene Ontology annotation, cellular component: cytoplasm; nucleus. The transcript has 3 exons. Gene Ontology annotation, biological process: SCF-dependent proteasomal ubiquitin-dependent protein catabolic process; mitotic cell cycle. Bases 1 to 507 code for a protein of 168 amino acids. NCBI's taxonomy places the organism in Eukaryota, Fungi, Ascomycota, Sordariomycetes, Magnaporthales, Pyriculariaceae. The record is from RefSeq and is a predicted model, not a curated record.
AUGUCAGAGGGUCAACUGCAGAAAGUAAACCUUCAGAGCAACGAUGGCCAGUCCAUCGAGGUUGAUCGCGCCGUCGCAUGCCGUUCUCGUCUGAUCAAGGACCUGAUUGGCGAUCUGGGCGAGGAGAUGGUCGCUUCCACACCAAUUCCAAUUCCCAACGUCAGCGAGGCCGUUCUGAGGAAGGUUCUCGAGUGGUGUGAGCACCACCGCAACGACCCCGCUCAGACAAGCGACGAGGACAGCGAAAGCCGCAAGAAGACUACCGAUAUCGACGAAUGGGAUCAGAAGUUUAUGCAGGUCGACCAGGAGAUGCUGUUUGAGAUCAUUUUGGCGAGCAACUACCUUGAUAUCAAGCCACUACUCGACGUCGGUUGCAAAACGGUUGCCAACAUGAUCAAGGGCAAGUCCCCAGAGGAGAUUCGCAAGACAUUUAACAUCACCAACGACUUCACACCCGAAGAGGAAGAACAGAUCCGUCGUGAGAACGAGUGGGCUGAGGACCGUUAA